UUCGUAUCAGGGACGCUUCGCCCUAAACCCUCUCCCAAGUGCUUCCUCGCCUUUCAACCUUCCAACGCCUAUGGUAAAACUAACCUCUCCGCUUCUCUCCGAUCGCUUCGCUCCAUCAAGCCUAAAACCUCUUUGCGUUGAGAGGAUCAGCGAUCGUUAUCGAAGUGUCUUGUAAGGGCGCGUUUGGUGGGACUUGACUUGUUUUGAGUAGCGGAAAGUUGGUAAAUACAAAGUUUGAUUGCCGGUGGAAGAGUGGAAAUGAGAUGCUAAUGUGUUUGACUUUUUAUUUAAUUGAUAUUUUCAUUUCGAGAAUUUGCAUGCGGUUGGUUUUAUUCAAACCUUGUUGGAAUAACGCUUCAUUGCGGAAUUUGUGGUUUACAGUUUUUGUUUGAGUUGUCGGUUGUGUUACUGUGAACUCGGGAUGCUCCCAAACAGAUAGGAUUAAAUGUUCACAAAAAUUAAAUUGAAGAUGAAGUAAUUUGAAAUGAACUGAACGUCUGAAGAUGCAUGAUCAAAUGCUCCCAAACAGAUGGGAAUGGAAGUCCAGCUAAGAGGACAGUACUUCAUGAUCUUUAUGAGAAAGAAGGGCAGAGUCCAUGGUAUGAUAAUCUCUGCAGACCUGUUACAGAUCUGCUUCCUCUUAUAGCGAGUGGUGUCAGAGGUGUUACUAGCAACCCUGCGAUCUUUCAGAAAGCUAUCUCAUCAUCAAAUGCUUACAAUGAACAGUUCAGGGAGCUUGUGCAAGCAGGGAAAGACAUUGAAAGUGCUUAUUGGGAACUUGUAGUGAAGGAUAUCCAAGAUGCAUGCAAACUAUUUGAACCAAUCUAUGAUCAAACAGAUGGUGGUGAUGGCUAUGUUUCUGUGGAAGUAUCUCCCAGGCUUGCUGAUGAUACUGAGGGAACCAUAGAAGCUGCAAAAUGGCUUUAUAAAGUGGUUGAUCGUCCCAAUGUGUAUAUUAAGAUUCCAGCUACAGAGGCAUGUGUGCCUUCAAUUAAGGAAGUUAUUGCUAAUGGGAUAAGUGUGAAUGUGACGUUGAUAUUCUCUCUUGCACGAUAUGAAGCUGUAAUUGAUGCUUACUUGGAUGGUCUUGAGGCAUCUGGGUUAAAUGACCUCUCUAGAGUCACAAGUGUUGCCUCUUUCUUUGUCAGUCGAGUGGACACUCUCAUUGACAAGACCCUUGAGAAAAUUGGCACCCCAGAGGCCCUUAAUAUACGAGGGAAGGCAGCUGUAGCCCAAGCAGCAUUGGCUUACCAGCUCUACCAGAGGAAAUUUUCUGGUCCAAGGUGGGAAGCUCUAGUUAAAAAAGGGGCCAAGAAGCAAAGGCUCCUCUGGGCCUCAACCAGUGUCAAGAAUCCUGCCUAUCCUGACACCUUAUAUGUUGCUCCACUUAUUGGACCUGACACUGUAUCAACCAUGCCAGACCAAGCCCUUCAAGCAUUCAUUGAUCAUGGUACUGUAUCCAGGACAAUUGACUCAAAUGCAUCUGAAGCUGAAGGAGUAUACAACGCUCUCCAGAAAUUGGGUAUUGAUUGGAGCUUUGUUGGUUCCCAGCUUGAACUUGAAGGAGUGGACUCGUUUAAGAAGAGCUUUGACAGCCUCCUGGAUUCCCUGCAAGAGAAGGCAAACUCUCUUAAGUUGGUUAGCCACUAAAGUGUGAACGUCAUGGUUAGUAAUCCUCUGUAUGAUGCCAUUUCUGGAUUAAUAAAAGGCAGUGGCUGUGCAUUUUGUGCUGCUGUAUAUGUGCUUCAUGGAGUCAUUUAGACGUAGUGAUACAAUGGAAAAUGGAAAUUGUAAGCUUUGAGUAAAGCGUUUUGUUUCUUCCCAGUAUACAGUGGUUGUGCGGUUUUAUUCGUUUGUGUUUGUCAUGUCA
Messenger RNA from Cajanus cajan (pigeon pea), 1870 nucleotides. NCBI's taxonomy places the organism in Eukaryota, Viridiplantae, Streptophyta, Magnoliopsida, Fabales, Fabaceae. The record is from RefSeq and is a predicted model, not a curated record.